AUGUUUUCGGAAUAUGCCUCUCGAUUCCUAGCGCAGUCUCAGUCUAGAAUAGCCUUCGGUCCCGAUAACAACGACAGACAACCCUCAGACCGCCAUAGGAGAUUCAACCAAAGCACUUGUUCACGCGCCCCCUCCUCGAGAUCCUAUCUCCAUCGAGCUAUUGGGAACCCUUACCAACCCAGCUCCUCUUACAUCUCCCACUUCCCUUUCUCUUCGAAGGCUUCACUGCAGCAUGCCCCGCUCUUCCACAGCGCUGCGGACGAAUUCAGAGAGGAAGACGAUGAGCAAGAACACGAACGGGAAAUCGAAGACCUCUAUGCCCUACAGCGUUCCCGACGCCAUUUCGGCUCUAGCCAGCUGGAGGAGUCAUCGGAGAUCGAUGAUGACGGCAAACACUCGGAAAAUAGUAUAGUCGCACCGGGCAAUAGUCAUCAAAAUGGCCGCGGAAGAGGCGGCGGGAUAAAGAGUUCGUGGCGCGCCGGUCGAGCGAGUGAUGUCGCACCUGUUCCUGGAGGCAAGCCUUUCGAGCAAGUAAAUGGGGGUGACGAAGAUGACAGGGAUGAUACGCGGAGCACAGGUGCAAGUUCUCUUGGGAAGGAUGUGAUGGUUGAUGUUGGCCUGGAAGAUACCCUGAGGAGUGAUAUGGUGAACCUGCAACGGGACAGUAGGCCAGGUUUUGUGGACGAUGACGACCCCCCGCCAGUCAUUCAGCAAUUUCGGAAGCAGCCUGACCUUGUGGGAGACGCUUUUCAAACCAGCUCCCCUUUUUUGCCCAAGGAAACGGAUGAACAGGCUCUUCUGGAUCAUCCUCGCCCACCAAGUUCUGCCGGAUCAUCCCUUCCAGCUUCAAUGACACACCCGGACUCUGCGUCCCCCCAGCAUGACACUUUUUGGGGCAGUCUCUUUUUAAUCUCCCUCGUGGGCAUGUUUGCUACCGCUUUCUUGGUCUAUCUACAUACCUCCCUACCAAAAGAUAAACUUGCCCUUGGUGAUACCAUUUAUUCUACCCUUCAUGCGUCUUUUUACCUCUUAGCGAUCUAUACUCUGGUGUCUAUUUUGGUGUCUCUAUUGUGGUUAGCCUUGCUUCGUUCCUACAUCCGGCCGUUGGUUUAUGGGAUCUUAAUUGCGGUUCCUGUGAUACUCUACUCGUUUUCUCUUUACCCGUUCAUAGCCAGCUUUAGCGGAACUUGGCAUGGCCAAAGUAUCCAGGACAAGGUCAUGCGCUGGGGUUCCUUGGUACCAGCCAUAAUAGCAACCGUCUGGGUGUAUUUGGUUAUUCAGGGGCGUCUUGCAACAGGCAAGGCGAUCAGUAUCUUGGAGUUCUCAUGUCGUAUCCUCGCAGCUAAUCCGGCACUGCUUAUCCUUGGGUUUUUCACGUUGGCCGUCAUCGCGUCGUGGACGUGGGUGUGGAUCCUCAUGUUUACUCGCGUGUUUCUCGGUGGUCAUGUCUCCGCCUCGAAAAACGUGUUCAUCAUUAAUGCAGGGAGUUGGUGGCUGGGUGUUUACUUUGUUUUUGUCUUCCUCUGGUCCCUUGGAGUGAUUGCUGGAGUUCAGCGCACUGUCACCGCUGCGACCGUCAGUCAAUGGUAUUUCCAUCGCUUAACCCUACCAAUGUUAUCAUCCCGUCAGAUCGUCCAGGCAGCAUUGCUCCACUCUCUGAGUACACUAUUUGGUACAAUCUGUCUCUCAACACUUUUGGCCCUGCUAGUCCGUCUACCAUUAAUAGUCCUCCCAAGACGGCUAUCCUCCUUUAUUGUCUUGGUCGCAUACUCAUUCAUCCCUACCCCGAUCGCCACACUCACGAACCCUCUCACUCUAACAUAUGCUGCCAUUCAUUCACUACCCCUGGGAGCUUCUGCUCGCAGUCUCAGCCAAAUGACGUUCCUCACACCCUCAACAACAGCCACCUCCUUCCGCCCGCUCUCCUUCUCCAACUCUGAUAGCAGCAACUACACCAGCAACUCCUCACUGCUCCCAUACCGCCUCUCCAAGCUCCUCCUACACGCCACUCGGUUCAUCAUGUCUCUUGCCCUCGGUUUCAGCGGCUGGGUCACAACAGCUCGAAAUCUCCAGUUAACCAUUGGAACAUCCAUGAUACGAGGUAGUCUGUACGCGUAUGUUGUCGGAUUGAUUGCGGGAGCCAUUGGCUGGAGUGUCCUUGGUGCGAUGGAAGGUGUACUGACGGGAGUGGUGGAUGCCGCUCUUGUCUGCUGGGCUAGUGAGGUAGGCAGCACGCGGAGGGAACCUAGGUACUGUCGGGAGGCUGGGUGGCUAUUUGGUGGGGGCAGAAAGGGGGGAGGCACAAGUGAAAGGAAUGAUGAGGUUGAAUAUCCCGUUUAA
Paracoccidioides brasiliensis Pb18 is the source of this 2340-nucleotide messenger RNA. RefSeq lists its product as uncharacterized. The transcript has 2 exons. Gene Ontology annotation, biological process: transmembrane transport. Gene Ontology annotation, molecular function: transmembrane transporter activity. Bases 1 to 2340 code for a protein of 779 amino acids. Gene Ontology annotation, cellular component: plasma membrane. The record is from RefSeq and is a predicted model, not a curated record.